Molecule: messenger RNA, 1233 nt
Organism: Leptosia nina
Lineage: Eukaryota; Metazoa; Arthropoda; Insecta; Lepidoptera; Pieridae
Source: the annotation of a GenBank genome assembly
AUGACGCUUAAUUUGAUAAAACUAUUCGUUGUGUUAUGUCUGUUUUUUGCUAGAAUAGCUACAAGUAAUAUAGACUUUUCAGAAUUCAGAAACACAGAUCCUGAGAUCAUUGAAGAUGCUACUUUGGACACGUUUACCCUCAUAAGGAAAUAUGGCUAUCCCUGCGAAAUACACCGGGUCUACACCGAGGACAAGUAUGUGUUGGAAAUGCAUAGAGUUCCAUAUGGCAAAGAGAAUUCAGUAAGAGAAAAUCGUCCCGUCGUCUUUCUGCAACAUGGCCUCCUUUCUUCAUCAGCCGAGUUUGUUCUCAUGAGACCAGAUAAAGGACUUGCGUACCUUCUAGCCGAAGCAGGCUACGAUGUCUGGAUGGGCAACGCCCGUGGAAACACGUAUUCGCGUAAGCAUGCGUCACUUCAGACCACCUCCUCAGCCUUCUGGAAGUUCAGCUGGCACGAGAUCGGUUACUACGACCUCCCUGCCAUGAUCGACUACGUCAUUAAGGAGACAGGUGUCCAAAAGAUGCAGUAUGUGGCAUUUUCGCAAGGGACCACCGCCUUUUGGGUGAUGACAUCUACCAGGCCUGAGUAUAAUGACAAGUUCACGGCUAUGCACGCGAUGGCUCCAAUUGCUUAUGUCGGGAAUAUACGUAGUCCAGUCAUACGAGCUUUGGCGCCUUUUACCAAUUCCUUGGAGAGAAUUUUGAAACUGAUAGGCGCUAAUGAAAUCCUACCCAACGGAAACUUAAAUAAACUCGCCGGGGAAAAGUUGUGCGUGGAGGAAGCUAUAACUCAAUCUCUGUGCACCAAUCUUCUGUUUCUGUUCUGCGGUUUUGAUGCAGAACAACUGAAUAAAACCAUGCUGCCAGUUGUGAUGGGUCAUACUCCAGCCGGAGCUUCAGCGAGACAAUUCGUCCACUUCGGCCAGCUCUACAAAUCAAAUAGAUUUGCACGCUUUGACCACGGCUGGUGGUCCAAUAGACGCAACUACGGAUCAUUCAGGCCACCCUCAUACAACCUAAGCGCUAUACGCGUACCUAUAUUUCUGCACUAUGCAGAUAACGACUGGCUAUCAUCCCCAAAAGACGUGGACAAACUCUUCAAAGAAGUCAAAAGUGUUGUCGGAAAGUACCGAGUCCCAUUAGACAAGUUUAAUCAUCUGGAUUUUGUAUUCGCGAAUGACGCAAAGACGUUAAUCUACGAUCGAAUAAUAAGGAUCAUGUCACAAUUUUUAUAA